Messenger RNA from Aspergillus fumigatus Af293, 1110 nucleotides. RefSeq lists its product as uncharacterized. NCBI's taxonomy places the organism in Eukaryota, Fungi, Ascomycota, Eurotiomycetes, Eurotiales, Aspergillaceae. The record is from RefSeq and is a predicted model, not a curated record. Gene Ontology annotation, molecular function: arylformamidase activity.
AUGGUCGCCUCGGAUCGACUCAAGAAAGUUGCCGAUUCUUUGUCCUCAAAUCCCAUCAGUGCUUCGGUGUUGCCUGAUACAAUGUCUUCUCGAGUGCAAGUGCCUGACCGGCUCCCCUGGGAUCCUUCUUGCACGCGGUUUCCGUCUCGCAAGGAGUUGCCCACGCUCACCGGCGCUCCCGAAGGCGCAGCUUGGGUGUGGGGUGAAGAUGACUCGCUUGGGAGAUUGAAUCUCCUUACUCCGGAGCGGGUGAAGGCUGCCGCGGCGGAGAUUCAGACGGGGGAAAUGGUUCGGCUUGAUCUUCCGUUGAAUGUUCCCGAGACGCCGGCUUUCGGACGGGAAGCUUUCCAGCAUAAAAUCAAGUUACUGGUCGAGGGCGUGGCGUAUGAUGAUACGUAUACUUUGAACACACAGAGCGGUACGCAAUGGGAUGGGUUCAGACAUUUCUCACAUAUCGAUUCUCAAACCUUCUACAAUGGCGUACGUUCACACCCUAACGAGACGCAGACCAAACCCUCAGACAUUGUGGGUGAGAACGCGAACCUCCGCUGCAGCAUCCACCACUGGGCUGUUCACGGUAUUGCGGGCCGUGGCAUUUUGCUCGACUAUCGCCAUUAUGCGAAAAUCCACAACAUCGACUAUGAUCCCUAUACGGCGCACCCCAUUUCCUUUGACGACCUCAAAGCCUGCGCCACGUACCAGGGCAUCGAUCUCCUCGGAGACAUCCUCAUGGUUCGCUCCGGGUUUGUAGAGCGGUAUGACCAACUGACUCCAGCGGAGCGCAAGGCGGCUGCCGAGCGCGCACACGAUGAUAUCCAAUGGGCGGGAUUGAAGCAAGAAGAGGCUGUGAAGGACUGGCUUCACGACUGCUACUUUGCCGCGGUUGCCGGAGAUUCGCCCACGUUCGAGUGCUGGCCGCCAGUUGACGGCAACUACAUGCAUCAGAGCAUUCUGGCGUUGUGGGGGAUGCCACUGGGCGAAAUGUGGGAUUUGGAGAAGUUGGCAAUUAAAUGUCGGGAACGGAAGAAGUGGACAUUCUUCAUGACGAGCGCUCCGGCUAAUGUUGCUGGUGGUGUUGGAUCCCAUGCAAACGCGACGGCUAUUCUGUAG